Symbiodinium necroappetens is the source of this 1689-nucleotide messenger RNA. Lineage: Eukaryota; Dinophyceae; Suessiales; Symbiodiniaceae. The record is from the annotation of a GenBank genome assembly.
AUGGAGUACGACUGCUGGGAGGGCGAACAUGUUUUAGGGAAGUGGCCUUCAAGGUGCCGCAAACUGGCCGGGAAGCUGGUUCUGACAGCCACAAGGCUGGUCCAUGUGCCGGACCUCCACGACGAGCAGAACGGAAACCCGCUCGAGAUUCAGCUAACAGGAGAAAGGAGUGUAAAGCUCGAGAUCUCCAAGAAGCGUCCUGGUUUUGAUGAGGCCCUGGUGCGCCUAUCCAACCUACCUACUCCGCCAGGAAAGCUGGUGAUUGAGUUUACUUGUCCCGAAAACAAGUGGGCGCAUUUGAGCGAGCUUUCGGAAUGGAUGCGGGCCCGUGAGGAGGAGGCCAAACGUUUGGAGGAUGAGCAGCGGCAAGAAGCAGAAACACUCGGGGAGCAAUUGCGCUCUGUUUGGGCUUCUCCGGAUUUGCACCAGCAGUACCAGUACUUGGUGAAGCAAGCUGGGAUCCUUUCGUCCUCAGAAUUCUUGAAGCAACAUGCGCAGGAGAUAUCGCUUCUUAAGCCACUGCCAGAAGCACCAGUGGUUGAUCUGGCUCCCCUGCGUGUCGUCGCUGCUGCGCACAAGUCUGACCGGACGGUCAGUCAAGAAGACCGCUCGGCAAUUUUCAAAGAGCUUCCUGCACUGUGUCAGCUCCACUCUGCAACGGUGCCUUCGAUGAUGACAGAAGCAGAAUUCUGGGAACGCUGCCUUAAAAGUCGUUACUACUUGUUCGCUGCUGGGAAGGAUGUGCCGGCUUCACAUCCUGAGGAUAGGUUGUUUGACUCGCUCACCACCCCAGAAACAUCCCAACCGUCGCCGUCUUUUCAAACCAUGCUAUCGCACCUGGAAGCAGAUUUGACGGGCGAAUUUGAAGCUGACAAGCCAGCAAAGAAGCGUCGGACCACAGCUACUCUCAUCAGUCGGCUGAACGAGCGAAGUGCCGGUGCCACGGCAAGUUUGGAAGGCGGCCCCAGGUCAGGACCAGAGGGUCGAGACUCGGUGGACAGCAGAGACCUCCGACAAGCGGUGGAAAAGCGACGCUCUGAACUGCGGCAGGUAACGAAAACCUUUCAGGAGGAUCUGGGAGCGACAGCUUCAGCAGCACCGCAAGCUCCACGGUUGCAAUUGAAGGCAGGCGCAGGCGCUCUGUCUGCAAUGUCAAGCCUUCCUGAGAAAGACCGUGUGGAUGUGACGGCUCAAGACAGCCAAGCAACGCCGACAACGUGGAAAUCCAAGUGCAACGCGAUAUGUUCAGAAGCUGGCACUCGAUGGGUUCUCAAGCACUCGACUGACGAGCUUCUAGCCGCUGAGCGGCUGCUCCCGGGAAGCAGCAGUGGGGAUACCCAUGUGGUCACGCCGGAGCCAGUGACCAGGGCGGUGACAUUGCUGCGCCACUUUUGGUCGAGUCGUGUCACCGAGAAGAGCAUGCGGGCGAAGCUGGCAAGGGAAGCCCGGAAUGUGUUGAAUAUGUUGACGGAAAUCGGCACAGGGGCCGCCGUUGCAGGCAGGCACAAGGCUGCCAUGGCAAGGUCAGUCAUGCCAGCACUGCAGGCAGCACUGGACCUACAUGCCUCGACUGUUGGAGCAGCGGGUGCCCCAAAACUGGGCGUUUUCCACCCGAAGCAGAUUUUCAUCGAGUUGUUGUGUAGCGCUUUUGUUGGCUUCUUUGCUUGGGCUUUGGUGCUCGCACUUUGA